Molecule: messenger RNA, 3651 nt
Organism: Pocillopora verrucosa
Lineage: Eukaryota; Metazoa; Cnidaria; Anthozoa; Scleractinia; Pocilloporidae
Source: RefSeq, a predicted model, not a curated record
AUGGCUGAACUAAUUCAGUUUGCGAGCGACUACUGGGUUACACUUUUGGCUGGUUUCCUGAUUCUUCUGUUUUACCGAUACUGUGUUGCACCAUUCACCUUAUUCAGGAGGCUUGGAAUCAGAGGGCCCACACCGCUUCCACUUUUGGGAAAUUCAGGAAGAGUCCUUUUGGAUCAAAAUAUUGCUCCGAAGCUUCAUCGAGAGUGGUGUAGGAAGUAUGGCAGGGUGUUUGGGAUGUACUUUUUUCGUCAGCCUUUUCUGAUGGUGGCUGAUCCGGAAAUGAUCAGAGAUGUCUUUGUCAAGGAGUUUCCCAAAUUUCACGAUAGAAAGAACUCCUUAAAAUUACGAAAACCCUAUGACAAAAUGUUGGCAAUAGUUACUGGUAAAAAAUGGAAGGAUAUUCGAAGUACUCUGUCACCAGCAUUCAGUGCCUCUAAAAUGAAACAGAUGAUGGCGCUAAUGAAUGAAGCAGUGGGAACACUUAUGAAAAAAGUGGACUAUAUUUCAAGAACAAAAGAGAUUGUUGACUUCAACAGUUGGCUCCAGAGUCUUACCAUGGAAAUAAUUCUGUCGACAGCGUUUGGAGUCAAAGCAGAAACACAGACUGAUGAAAAUGAUCCAAUCACUCAAAUGGCAAGAAAAGCAACAACACCACAUCCCAUCAUUGGCGUUCUGUUUCUUCUGCCUUUUGGAGACUGGUUAUCCAAGUACGUUCCAGACCCAUUUAAUUUUGAGAAGAUGUGGUCUCUUGCUGAAAACAUUCUUGCUGAAAGGACGAAAGUAAACGGAACAAGCAAACCACAGCGAGGGGACAUGUUGCAACUUAUGCUGGAUGCGAAAGACGAAACAGGGGGAGAAAAGAUUGACUAUGAAGACAUCAUUGCCCAGACUUUGGUUUUCCUUAUCGCUGGUUAUGAAACAACAAGUACCACUCUGGGCUUUGUUUGUUAUCAUCUUGCUGUUGACACGCAUGUGCAAGACAAACUGAGGAAUGAAAUUGACCGUCUAUGGCCCGUAGACGAGGCGUCACCGUCUUAUGAUGUCCUUCAUGAGAUGGAAUAUCUCGACAUGGUUAUUAACGAAGCACUCAGGAUGUAUCCCCCGGGCUUUAUGACACAGAGAGAUUGUAAUGAAACCUGCACCAUCAAAGGGAUUAAAAUUCCGAAAGGACUGCCCGUCAUGAUACCAAUUUAUGCCAUCCAUCAUGACCCAGAGUUUUGGCCGGAGCCAGAGAGGUUUGAUCCGGAGAGGUUUACAGAGGCGGAGAAAGCAAAACGUUCUCCUUAUGCGUUCCUGCCUUUUGGUUAUGGUCCCCGAAAUUGCAUUGGCAUGCGAUUUGCUUUGCUGGAAAUUAAGCUGACGUUGGUGCGAUUACUGAAGAAGUACAAUCUAGAGAGCACCGAGAAAACAGCGGUAAGUUCCCCUGAAUUUUGCAGUAGCUCUCUCCCUUUCGUGUCCUCCGGGGAAAAUCAUGCUACGAGUUUCCAAGAGGGAGUAAAGCAAGAACAAGAAGAGAUGAUCGACCUUCUACAAACAAUGAUUCAGUUUACAAGUGACCACUGGGUUACACUAUUGAUUGGAUUUCUGAUUUUCCUGUCUUAUCGGUUCUGCGUUGUACCUUUCACUGUGUUCAAGAAACUUGGAAUCAAAGGACCUACACCUCUUCCAUUUUUUGGGAACUCCAUACAGAACCAAUUUAAUCCAAGCAUUGUCCCGCAAUGUCAGAUAUCAUGGUGUAAAAGAUAUGGGAGGGUGUUUGGCAUAUAUAUAUUUCGUCAGCCUUUUCUGGUGGUGGCCGAUCCAGAUAUGGUAAAAGACAUCCUCGUGAAAGAAUUCCCCAAAUUUCAUGAUCGGAAGAAAUUGGUAAACUUUCGAAAACCUUAUGACAGAAUGUUACAAGUUGCCAGUGGUCAGAAGUGGAAGGAUAUACGAUCCACGCUGUCCCCGACCUUCAGUGCAGCUAAAAUGAAGCAGAUGAUGCCCUUUAUGAACGAAGCAGUGAACACUUUUAUGCAGAAAGUGGACAGAAUUUCCAAGACAGGAGAAAUCGUUGAUUUCCAUAGGUGGUUUCAGAGUCUCACCAUGGAGAUAAUAUUUUCGACAGCAUUUGGACUCAAAGUUGAGACACAAACUGUUGAAAAUGAUCCAGUCACCGAGCUUGCAAAGAAAGCCAUGGCUCCACACCCUUUGCUCGGAUUAGUGUUCCUCCUGCCAUUCGGAGAAUACAUUAUAAAUAAUUUACCGGACCCUUUUGAUUGUGAGAAGAUUUUGUCGUUAUCAGCUGAUAUUAUCGCUCAAAGGAGAGAUGAAAAGGGCGAGAAAAGCGCGGCUCGAAAAGAUCUUCUUCAAUUGAUGUUAGAUGCAAAAGGCGAAACAGGAGGAGGAAAGAUUGAUUACGUUGAUAUUGAAGCACAGUGUCUUACUUUCCUUCUCGCUGGUUCCGAUACUUCCAGUACUACUCUGGGUUUUGUUUGCUAUGAACUCGCCCUUCACACAAAUGUGCAAGACAAGCUGAGAGACGAAAUCGACUGUAUGUGGCCCAGAGACGAGGAGUCACCAUCAUAUGACACCAUUCAUAAGAUGGAAUAUCUUGAUAUGGUUAUUAACGAAACAAUUAGAAUGCAUCCUCCAGGAUUUGCACUUCACAGAGACUGCAACGAGGCUUGCACUACAAAAGGAUUAGUCAUUCCUAAAGGAUUGCCAGUUAUGAUUCCAUGUUAUGCAAUCCAUCAUGAUCCGGAGAUAUGGCCGGAACCCGAAACAUUCAACCCAGAAAGGUUCACAGAAGCGGAGAAAGCAAAGCGUCACCCCUAUGCAUUUCUACCUUUUGGGUUUGGUCCUCAUAACUGUGUUGGAAUGCGAUUUGCUUUGCUGGAAAUAAAACUGACCCUUGUUAGAUUACUGAAGAAGUACAAGCUAGAGCGUACCGAGAAAACAGCUGUUCCAAUAAAGUUUGAAGUCAUGUUUACUCUGAUCUGCGCUCCUGACACAAUCAUGUUGAAGGUUUCACCAAGGGAUUAAACACAAUUAUAUUAUUGUCUUCUUCAACUUUGUAAAACGGUGAAAACGUUGUCUGGCUUUUAGAUAUGAGUCAUUUACCUGUGUAACAACCAAUCUAAAGUAUUAUAAGAAGUUGCUAGUAGUGUACUAUUAGUGAACUUUAUGAAAAACAUUUAUUACAAAUGAGACAAGUACAUAUUAAAUCUACCCUAUGCCCCCAAGGAAAAAAGGUGUAUACUAAAACAAUGUACUAAGAUCACAAAUAAAUCUAGUUGAACUCCACAUUAAAUGUGUUUAAAUACUACGACAGCUAUUUGAAAAAAUAUAUAUAUUGUUAUGGUUGAUCCCCUUUCAAUAACACUCUACUAAAAGUACCCAUAGCUCGGAUGUCUAUCCAGUUGACCAAAGAUGAUCAGAUAAAGUGUAUACCGUCAUAGAGUGGCGUAUUCUGAUUGCGAUCACUUCUCUUCAUCGAUUAACUUGUACUUAAAUAAAAGCUCUUAGAAUCCUCAUCUACCAUUGAGUCUGUCGGGUCUCUUUCUUAUCAAUGGUUGGAAAAUUGGCUCUAGCUACUGAUCACAUUUUAUUCGCGAUGAAAUGAGCUUGCUUCAUGUUUCAGGUGGAAUGUCUUAGACCGUGUUACAAAAAGUU